This is a messenger RNA of Galendromus occidentalis (western predatory mite), 1092 nucleotides long. RefSeq names its product Sodium/potassium-transporting ATPase subunit beta-1-interacting protein (gene NKAIN). The transcript is spliced from 7 exons. NCBI's taxonomy places the organism in Eukaryota, Metazoa, Arthropoda, Arachnida, Mesostigmata, Phytoseiidae. Gene Ontology annotation, biological process: regulation of sodium ion transport. The record is from RefSeq and is a predicted model, not a curated record. The coding region runs from base 1 to 1092 and encodes 363 amino acids.
AUGGGGUGUUGCUGCUGCACCUCCAGAGGCUUCAUGAUAGGAGUUUGUGUUCUUCAAUUGUCAUUCACAGCAUGUCGCCAAUUAUUCGAUUUACUUGGAUACAUGUGGGCCCCGAUACUGGCGAAUUUCUUCAACUUCUUAUUCGUGAUCUUCGGUUUGUUCGGAGUUUAUCAAUAUAGACCCCGUUACGUAAGCACUUAUGUCUUGUGGACCGUGAUCUGGAUCAUCUGGAACGCGUUCUGUAUUUGCUUCUACCUCGAAAUCGGGAUACUAAAUCGGGAACUCAACUAUCUGAAUCUUGGAACUGGAUCCCGAUCCUGGUUCGAGAUCAAUGGUUUGGGAUGCAAGGCUAUGUUCGAACCUCACACCCCAGACGAGCUAGCCGGAUUCACUAAGCCAGCGUCGGUGGACGGUUGUCUGGUGGAAUAUUAUUACGUCGAAAGCACACAGGCUGCGAUACAGGUGAUCUUGGGUUUGCUCGCGCUCUUCGUCGGAACCUUCGUUAUUUACAACUACACCCAGGAAGAUCCUUCGUCCGUGAGAAGAAAGGGACCUUGGGCUCUCGACCCCCUUCAUCGAUCGACGGCAUCCCUUCCGUAUAGCAUCGAAUACCACCACGUGUCCAAUCACAGUCAGGCUGGGAGUUUCAAUCAACAUUCGAAGUUCAACUCUAACUCGAUCGGAUCGGCGAAUAGUUCCCAGAGGAGACGGCGCAGGAGUUUGCGGUCAAAUCGAUCGUCGCAACGAGCGUCUUACCAGAAUCCGGUGACGCGUUUGAUCGAUCGCUACGUCGACACGUCGUCUCAAGACUCGUAUAAUCAUCUCGCAGAAUACCUGAAAACGUCGGCAAACAACAAUUUGCACACUCUGGGGAACGGGAGCAACCUUGUAUCGGGUGGGCCAUUCAAUCAGGCCUACGGCAGCAAUGUCGGUCCGGGCGGACAGAUCAACCAAGCCUACGAGAACAGAUACAGCAUAGCGUCCAGUGGAACAUACGGAGUCGUGGAUAACGUUCCGAGUCCGCCUUACACACCAUACAGUGCUCAGGCUCAUCCCCAACCACCGCCGAGGAACGUCGAGACCAAUAUGUAG